This is a messenger RNA of Lepisosteus oculatus (spotted gar), 804 nucleotides long. NCBI's taxonomy places the organism in Eukaryota, Metazoa, Chordata, Actinopteri, Semionotiformes, Lepisosteidae. The record is from RefSeq and is a predicted model, not a curated record.
AUGGAGAUCCCCUCUCCACCUGGACCAGGGUCAGCAGUAGCUCUUCGUCAUCCUCCUCUUCCUCCAGCAGGCAGGGAGGAGGAGGAAGGCAGUCGGGACAUCCUGUCCGUCUCCCCGAGACGACUCCUGCUCUGCCCCCUCGGAAAAAACCUGUAUCUUUGUGUGUCUGUGACGGCGCUGCUGUCUCCCUCAGUCUGCCCAGGUCCUGUCUCGGUGUCGGUGAGGUUUGGGGACUCUGUCUCUCUGCCCUGCGACGGAUCAGCCUACAGGGGGACCCCAGAAGAUCGGAUCUACCUGAGGUGGAAGACUCCACAGCUCCUCGUCUAUGAGUUGAGCAGAGGACACCUCUACACUGGCCCGGGGUUCGAGAACAGAGCUGAGGUGUCCCGAGAGAAGAUCAGAGAAGGAAACUUCUCCCUGACUCUUCAUCACCCUUCCUUCUCUGAUGAAGAUGUCUAUGAGUGCGCGUUCAAGAAGGAAAUCAACAACCUGAUGAUUUUGGGAAGCAUCAGGCUGAAUGUCACAGCUCGAUCAGAAGUCCUCACCCUGCUGUCCGGAGACAGUCUGACUCUCCCUCUCCACACUGCUGAGCCAGUGGAGGUGAUGUUUGAUCCUGGAGGAUCUGCCCAGUCUCCCGCAGUCUUACUGAGCAGCGCAGGGCUCCCUGGCCCCGGGUACGAGCAGAGAGUGUGGGUGCGGGGCGGCUCUCUGACACUGCGCUCCCUCACACCAGCUGAUCAGGGGAGCUACACAGUGAGGGACCUUCAGGGAAACACCAUCAAUCGCUCACAGUUCGUCACGUGA